AAGAGGUGCUGCUGGCCCCCCUGGACUGACAGGAAGUAAAGGAGCCGUUGGACCUCAGGGACCCCCUGGAAAUUUUGUGGAAAAAGACCUGUAUCAAAUGCAGUGUAAGAAAGGAGCAAAGAGCUGCCAGGAGCUGUUAGCCAGAGGGAACCACAUGAGCGGCUGGUACACCAUCUACCCCCACGACUGUCACGCCAUGACCGUGCUGUGUGACAUGGACACGGAUGAUGGAGGAUGGAUUGUGUUCCAGAGACGGGCGGACGGCUCCGUGGAUUUUUACCGGGACUGGAAGUCGUACAAGACGGGAUUCGGCAGCCAGCUGUCAGAAUUCUGGCUGGGGAACGACAACAUCCACCUGCUGACGUCCCAAGGAGCCCACGAGCUGCGUGUUGAUCUCAGAGAUUUUGAUGACAGCUAUCAAUAUGCCAAGUUUGCAUCAUUCAAAAUUGCAGGAGAGCCAGAGAAAUACAAGCUGACUCUUGGAUCCUUUCUAGAAGGCACAGCAGGUAGGUUCCAGGAGGGUCCUUCAUGCCGGGUGGCAGAUGGAAACGUGGAAAGCCAAAGGGACGCAGGAUACUCGGUUGCAGAAGCAAAUGGCAAUGUGCCGGGUGGAAGUGAUGUCUCUCAGGAAACACCAGUUAUUCUGCUGCUGAGCUAGCGUAGGAGACACACCGGAUCUAGGGACAACAACAUGUAUCGCAUAAUAUCAGCCCCCGGCCUAGUGAAAGCAGCUGUGCAGAGGUGGGCACAG
Messenger RNA from Pelodiscus sinensis (Chinese soft-shelled turtle), 751 nucleotides. NCBI's taxonomy places the organism in Eukaryota, Metazoa, Chordata, Testudines, Trionychidae. The record is from RefSeq and is a predicted model, not a curated record.